CGGCUUACGGUGCGAGGGGUCCUGGGUUCGAGUCCCGGGUAAGGCAUGGGAGUAAAUAAUACAUUCUAAUCUUUGAUAACGCCUUGAAAUGGAGAUUUAUACUGGAACAUAUUGACCCUUUGGCUGUCGGCGAAAGCUGUAGGACAUAACAAUAUAUAAAAAAAAAUUGCAGGAUGGUAGACCUUGUCAGUUGUAUUUCUAGUACAGAAAUAUUUGGUUUUGUAAUGGUUGUCACUCAUAGUGCAACAAAAAUCGUUCGGUGUUGUUUUUAUGUUUAUAUCUGUGAAGAAUUAAAGAAAUCAGGAAAGUAAUUUUACCAUGAAGAAAUUCCAAUUUUGAUAUUCCGUACGUAAAUUCUAUUUGAAUGCUUAUUAAAUUUUUUUAUUAUUUUGGCGUAAAAUGUUUAAAGGCAGCCAAUGUUAUAUAUUGGUGUUUGUGAAUACAGAAACUUGACAGCGAGGAUUGUUUUCGCAACCAGGCGCUGCAGGAAAUGGCGGAAGAUGACACCAGAAUCCCGACAACAGAAGAUGACGAAACUACUGCUGACGAGGCGACAGCUGACGAGGCGGAAGAAGAAGAAAAGCACCACUGCUGGAUCUGCUUCGCGACAGAGGAGGACAACGACACAGCGUCCUGGGUGCAGCCCUGCAAUUGUCGAGGGACAACCAAAUGGGUACACCAGGCGUGCCUCCAGCGCUGGGUCGACGAGAAGCAGAAGGGCAACCCAGGCCGGCAGGUGGCGUGUCCCCAGUGCAACACCCCGUACACCAUAGUCUUCCCGCACAUGGGCAUGGUGGUGGCGGUUCUGGACGCCAUUGACAACAUGAUGUUCAGGGUGUGCCCGUUCGUGGCGGCGGGCUUCGUGGUGGGCUCGCUCUACUGGACGGCCGUCACCUUCGGAGCAAUCACCGUCAUGCAGGUGGCGGGCUACAAGGAGGGGCUGGCGGCCAUGGAGACCACGGACCCCCUGGUGCUGCUGGUGGGCCUGCCCACCAUCCCCGUGUCGCUGGUGCUGGGCAAGAUGGUGCGCUGGGAGGACAGCGUGCUGCACUUCCUGCGCCGCCACUCGCACCGCCUGCCCGUGCUGUGGCGCGUCCUGCCCGCGCCCGCGGAGGAGCGCGUGAACCAGGUGCCGCCCUUCUCGGACCCCGUGUCGGCCACGCGAAUCCUUUGCAGCGCGCUGCUGCUGCCCACGUUCGCGCUCGUCUGCGGCAAGCUGCUCUUCAGCUCCGUGCAGUCCAACGUGCAGCGCACCGUCUUCGGCGGCCUGGCGUUCGUGCUGGUGAAGGGCGUGCUCAAGAUCUACCACAAGCAGAAGCAGCACGUGCGACAGAGCCGGCGCGUCAUCCUGGACCUGAGCGAGUCGGCGCGCGCGGAGCCCGCGCAGUAGCGCGCCUCGCAUCUCGCAUGUCAUUAAAGAGUGUUCCUUAAACAGCAGUGUCUCUUGUUUUGCAGUUCGCGCGCACUCGGUUGCGACACGCCGGUUCACAACUUCCCGGUUGGUUCUGCGGAAAUGAUUUUUUUUUUUAAUUGCGACUUACUGUCUGCUGGCCGACUUUGGAUUUACGUUUUAAAUUAGAAUGUUAGACAUUUGAAUUGUUUUUGUUGGUGAUGCAUGUAUUAUUAACCUGUCCCCAAGACAAAGCCCUAAGAACAGUUAAAACUCACUUUCUUAUCACUUGUUUGUUGUGAACUGGUAUCUCGUUCACAAGGACAAAUUCUCGAGCAGUUAUAUCUGCACCGUAAAUAUAUACUGAUUCGCACAAAAAACUCAGAAAACAGUGAGGGUCUGUAAAAUCGAAGGUUUGACUGUAUUAUCACGCAAAUUUAUUUUAACUUGGUUUUUUGCUGCUACAAAGGAGUUUUUUUUUAAAUGUAUAUUUACAACUUUGGUAUCACAACAUUUAUACAUCAAGCUUGUAUUACUUAUCAUUUAUGAAUGUUCUGGCUAGUGUCAUCUUCCAUAUUGUUUUUUUUUUUUUACAGAUAGUUCUGUAAAUUUGUUAUGGCUGCAUUUGCACAUCUUGAGUUCUCAAACACAGGGCUACAAACUAUACAAUCACGUACAGUAAUAUCUUGGCAGUUAAAAAAAAAUUGGCGAAAAACUUAGUUAUAUAUGCAAGAUGUUAUCCUACUCCUCCGUAUUAUCUAGCUACUAGUUAGUAGUUCAAUUAACAGCUAGGGGUGACAGAAGACGAAGAUCUAAAGUCGAUGAUCACUUAAAUAUUUUGCUAGGUUAAGAAAGAUCCAUAGAUGCAACUUCGAGUGAUUGAGUGCAGAGGUGCAAAUCUAUAGGAUUUGCAAGGGGGGGGGGGGGCUCUUGCUGCCCAGGUUAGGGUGCUUGUAUGUUGUACCCUGCCCAUAUUUGCCUAUACGCAUACAAUAAGCAGAAAACUUUAAAAUGUCCAGAACAUUUUCCAUUAAACAUAGUUUUGACGUUUAUUGUUAUCAACCCUAUUUCACAGCCACGAUUUUACAAGCGCAGAAGGGCACUCUCUGUGGGGGCCUUUGUAGUUCCAGGGGGGGGACACCUGCCCCCCCCCCCCCCCUCCACCAGGAUCUACGCCCAUGCUUGAUUGUGUGCUCAGUUAGCAUAUCCUGAUACCACACAGUGAAUAAGAGAACUGUAGGAAAUGCUUAGCAAGUCAACCAACUGCCCCUGCUUGUAAAUAAAAAGCAAAAAUUGUAAAAAAAAAAUUUUACUAAAUGUACACAUAAUAUAUAGGGACAAGAUUAUAUGGUGAAUUGCAAUAAAGCAGAAACCGAAAUAACACCAUACAACACCAAAAUGCAGGUUAAUACACCAUAAAGCUCCGAAAUGCAACAAAAAAAUAAUGAAAUUAAUCAGCAUAUUUAAUCAAAUAUUAACUUGAUUACAAAACCAUAAUCUUUUGAAAUAUUAGAUUAAAUGAAUAUAAAUUAUUUAGUAUGGAGUUAGUGCCAAAUUGUGUGUACUAUAUAGAUUGGAAAAUAUUUUAUUUUAUAUAGUGCGGCUGUUUUAGUUACAAUAGUUUCUUGCUGAUCCGGACUUGUCAGGACCGGACCCUGUUCUGAUCAUUGGUAGUCUGGAUCAACCGUAAUCAACUUUAAAAUUAUAAAAAAAUAAUUUUAUAGGUAAAAGAAAAUUCUUAUUGAUUAAAAAUCAACUUUAUUCAUUGUAAAGUACUUAAGAAAUCUAUGUACAUAUGUAUGUACAUAUAAAUCAAUACUAUAUAUUGUACACAAUUAAAAAGUAUAACACAAAGGUUAAAACCAUUUACAAUUAAUUCACUCGAAAAAGUUCGUAAUAUUUUUUUGUUUUAAUGAAGAUUGCCAUCGAUUCGCAGUGCCUCAAGGUCAGUAGCUCGGCAGAUGAUGUGUCACUUUGCUUCUGAAAGUAAGUAACUCAGCAACCUGUCCAACAUUGUAGUCGCUUUGCCACGAGUUGAGCCAGCUGAUUCCUCCGUUCCUUGUCAUCUUCCGAACUAUUACAGUUGCUGCGUUUUGCACUGCACACCUCCGUGAUUUCAUCUUCACUUAAUAUUUGAUGAGCAAUACCGCUGUCACUGUUCAUCCAUUGGUAAGUCAUUCUCCUCCAUGUUGGCUCAACCCUCCAACUGUUAAAAACUUGUACAAAAUCAAAGCUAGUUGUUGAAGUUGGUUGAGUUUCAUCUUGUCCCAGGUUUUCCUGUGAAAUGCUUGGCCAAAAUAUUUUCCAGCUUUUUUUUUUUUUGAAGAAUUCUUGGCUUUUUUUUUCUUCCUGCACUUCUGCAUCCCAAGUAAAUGACAGUGUUCAUGGUCAAUUUCUUAAUAUGAUCCAUUAAGUUAUCUGAUGGGUCUAAAAGAGACAAGAUCAAUUUUUUCCUAUAUGUAUUUCUGUUUUAUUGCUUCAAUCACACCUUGAUCCAUAGGUUGUAUCAAAGCAGUCAUGCUUGGUGGUAGAAAUUUAAAAAAAAAAUUUCAUCUCGUAAUUUUUUGCUCAGGUGACACGGUGCAUUAUCAAUUAACAACACACCUUUUCUUUGUAGUUUAUGUCUCGUAACUUUUUUUUUUGUUAUAGAAACAAGUGUUUCAAAAAACCAAGCAUUAAAAAAAUAUUUCCGUCCGUCCAUCCAUGCCAAUUUUUGUGAAGUGUACUGGGCUGGAAGACAUUUUAUAAGACUUAAGGGCCCUAGGCUUAGUGAAUUUGCCUAUAACAAAAAGUGGAGUUUUCAAAUUGCCAGGAGCAUUAUUACGGGAAAGCAGUCACUUUUUUUUUUUUUACCUUAUGAGUUUAUGACCUUUGGUUAAAAAAUCCAACUUUGAGGCUAGUUUUUUUUGUAAGCAUUUUGUAAUUUAAUCUUGUUUCAUCAGCAUUAAAAACUUUACAAGUCUCUUAAGUUUUCAUCUUCAUAUUUAACAAACUUUUCACAUUUUACUUUAAAGUCUUUACUUGCACUAUUGUCACCUGACAAACUUUCACCACUUACACUAAGUAAACAAACACUGGCAGUAAAAGCAGGGUCACCUUUUAAUUUUUCAUUGAGUUUGAGCGCAAGCACUUGUAAUGUUACAUCCGACAGCGGAGUGCCUUGUUCAUGUUGUUGGCAAAACCAAAUGUGCAAAGCCUCGUCUAAAGUUUUUUUUUUUUAAUGUUUUGCUGUUACCCAGACUGUCCUUACUCAACAUUUUCGCACAAAGACCUUCAAUUUCUUUCCAAUUUUUUUUUCUUCCAAUCAGAAACAGUUUGUUUUCCCUCUCCUAAAUCUUGCGCAAUACUAGUUAAUUAUUCACCCACAUCAAUACGAAAUAGGCUUGGUGUUUUUGAUCCAUUGUUACAGUCACUUUCUUACGUUGGGUAGCCGUUACAUUGCUCUUAAUAAGUGCACACAAUAAGACACUCGCACUGAAUAAAAAUAACUGUCACGAGCACCUAUCACCAGCACGAGUAACCAUCGACUGAAGGGAACAAAACAUACAACUUGCAGGAAUAGUGAAUCACGUUUAUGGAAAACAGACGAUGAGUGGAAAACCGGCGGUAAGACUUUCUGCAACUGAGGGCCAGCCGACCCUAUCUUAGAAUUGAAUUUCUAAUUUUUACAUUAGGACAUUGGUAUAUUUUACAAACGGACAUAUACUUGCUGAUUUAUUUUUAUUGUUCCUAGUAGUUAGACAUGCUUGUAACGAAUUAUUAUAUUGUAAAAGUGCAUCAUGUAUCAGUCAAAAUGACAUUGUUUGGUUGAAAUAAGUAUCAUUGAACAAGUGUAUGUUGUAUUUUUUUUUUUUUUUUUUUUUUAAAUUUUGCUAUCUAUAUGAAUAAACAAGAGUUUAAAAUAAAUAAAAACAAUAACACAGAAGAAAUAGGUAUCUUGUUUUAAAAUCAUAAUUGGCCUAAAAAUAAAACCAUAAAAUCUUGUCUCUAGUUUUAAAGCAUAAUCACUCGUGAAGUACAUGAAACUUGAACACGCUACGAUUACUGUGUAUAACUAAGCAUUUCUUUGAAUGUUGUAACGCGUCUCCUUGAUGAAGAGGCACAGAAAACCCUCACUACCUCCUAACUGGGAGCAGGGCAACAUACUGGGUAGUAGGGUAGUUCUUUACUUCACUACCUAACCUACUCCAAUAACUAGACAGCAGCGAGGCUGCGGUUAACUUAAAAAAAAUAAUGCACAAAUUUUGUAAAGCACACGGGGAUAUGAAAGCACAGCAUUAUAUUACAGAACAUGAUACAGAUAAACUAAAUUUAUGGUAAAUGCAAAAUGGAACAGUGGCAUCUGUUACAAUAGAAAUGGCUGCAGCCAACAUCAAUGGUGCAAUGUUCUCAUAAAUAUUACCUGAAUUUAAAAAAAAUUAACUCUCCACAAGGCUGUAAUACCUCGAAGGUAUCGUAAGGUCAGAAAGUAGUAAUAUUACUAAAUCAGUUAUUUGGCAAGGAUAAUUACAAAAAAACUUUAUAGUCCUUAAAAAAAUUUAAAUCACAAAAUGCAAUCCCAAUACAUUUGCAUUGCUAAUCCUGUCAGGUUAUGUCCAAAUACACCUUUAAAAAAAUGUAUCCUAACUCAAUACAUAUAUAAAUGCCAAAAAAGUUAGGUUAGGCAAAAUUGUGAAAUAAUGGUCUGGAAGCCACCUGCUCCUAUUAGAAUCUCAUCCUGCACUUUAUUACACAAUCAUGCGGUGUUUAGUUCAAAAAUGGUCUCAGUGAGCUCAAAAAAAAUUUACUAACUCCUGCUAUGCUGGGGUCUUGAUAAAUCAAUUUCUUAAGCAGUGUUUUGAGGACCUGUGCUAGAUAAAAACCCACAAGUGGUAACACAGUUCAGUACCAAGGCACACCUGGCCCAUUUUAACCAUAAACUCUUACGCCACAUCCCAGCAAGCGGGCAGUUUACACUAGGCGAAAGAUUAAGUCUCGUGAAAAGUUCACCACACAGCAGCAAGGCUUUCCUAAUCCAUCGUAUUUACCAGAGGAUAUUGCGACUCUGAAUAUAAUGUGACCCCAAACUUUUUGAUUGAGAGUCUAGGAAAAAGAAUGUUUGGAGAGGAGAUCACAGUAAAUACAAAAUUAUGGAGAGGAAAUUACAGUUAAUAGACAAAGUACUUAAUUUAAAAAAAAAAUAAUAAAAUAUGUAAUAAAAUUUAAAUAUUUAAACUUACCGAAGCCAAUAUAAAUUUCAAUUCAUCACAACACUAAACAAUAGUAUUUACAAUAACACUUAUUUUACAUAACAGAUAUAUUAACAAGAGUUUGUUAUGAUGCUGUUAAGAAUAUUCAUUCACUGGCAGUGCAGUGCUGCUUACAGCUACUGCUGACAUUGCCUUUUAUCUUCAUCUUGCCAGCACAGAUCAUCUUCAGUGUCAUUCAUGGCACUUCUUAAAGCUGGUUAUCCUUCACCAGGCUGUAGAAAUACAUGUGAGCUGAAGAACUGAUGGUUUCUUAAUUUUCCCAGUCUGUGUCAGAAAAUAGUCACCUGUAAGCAGCCAAUCACUAUACUGUUGCCGAUGGUCGUCCUUAAAUGGCUUGUUUACGACAACAUCGAGAACUUGCAGCUGGCUUGUCAUUCCAGCUGGUUUAACAAACAAGUCUGUGUUAAAAAUUAUUUAUCAUGUCGGAUGUCCCCGCAACGCAUCAAGGACCAACAUGCCCCUUUUCUUCCGAAGUCCACCCAGGUGCCGAUUCCACACCAGUCGUAACCAUUCUUGCAUCAAAUCACUCGUCACCCAGCCUUUUUCUUGACAACGAAUGAUUACGUCCGGCGGAAACGCUUCUUUGUGAAGAGUUUUUCGCAGAACACACACAGCGCAAAACGAGAAAAAUGAUUAAAUUUCAGCGCUAUGUGAUUGGUUUGUGUAAACAACAUGAUUAUUUGUACAGCCAAAUUGGAAAUGCUGAUGAAAUGGCAAUGUAUUUCGACAUGCCCAGCAGCAGUACCAUUGAAACCAAAAGGUGUUAAGACUGACACAGUACCCAAGACUGGAAAUGAGAAGCGAGUCACAGUGAUGUUAUCUGUUUUGGCAGACUGCAGAAAACUGACACCAUUCAUCACCUUAAAAAGAUUACAUUUGUGCUUAGUGAUUUAGUUUAAUAAACUUUUUAAGGGAGUGUUACAUAACCAGCAAAGGAGAAUUUGUUCUAUUGCAAGUGAGCACACAAAUACAAUAAUUUGGCACGUGUUUGCGUGUUGUAAGCUUCACUGUUGAGUUUACAUUAGGCCUCGCAGUGAAAUACAUGCAUACUAAUUCCAGGUGGCUCCUAGCAUCUUCCUUGCGGUUUGACAUGCGAAUAGUUGGACUACCGUAUCGCUGGUACUGAAACAUAUUGAUGUUUUCGUUGCUCAGUCUGUGAUCAUUAUUUUUGCUUGCACUGUGGAUCUUGGGGCUAACACAUCUUGCCAGCUGCGUGUAAACUCUUGAGACAGCUAGUUCUUCGGGGCUGUCCGAUUACAAUACUUACACGUAUACCAGUUGCAGUAAGGGUAAUGCAUGCACAGUAUAAAUUUAAGGAGUUUUUAACUUUAGUAAGUGACAAUAUUUAUUAGUGAUGGAUCAAAUGAUACCUAAUUUUCUCGAAACUUAAUCUGUGUCUCAAGGGUCCAAAAUAAUAUCAUGUACAAGAAAUGAAAAAUAUUAACUAUGGUGUAAACAUUCAUUGAAUUAAAAGUUUUAUUCAUGAACUAAGUUUCCAGAAUCAAUACAUUUUGUAAUUUUAUUUAAUUACUUACAUGUUAAAAAAGUAAAAUAUCUUGGGAACUAGUAAUGCUAAUGGGAUAUGUAUAGAGAAAAAUAUUGAUCUUAUAAACUUUAGAGGUUAUCAGUGUUUCUUUUUUUAAUUAUAUUUUCUGUUUUAUUUUUCUUUGAAAUUUAUUCGAAUAACUAAUCCUUGAAAUACUAACGAUUUGAGGAUUUGAUUGGUCCUUCACUAGUAUAUAUGAUUGUCAACCAAAUGAAUUCUGGAUCACACAAUUUUAAAAUAAUCUGGUAGGAUACACUUUGAAAAUUAUUGGUGGCAUCAUAGAAAGAGUGGUACGUGAUUGGCAGACCGGCAUUGUAUGCUUUUCAGCUACUCCAGUAGCCAAAACAUACACCAAAUGCGUGGUUAGACGUUGAUAAGUUACCAAACGUGUCUUCCGUCCUAAAUAUAUGACUUUUGUUUUAAUGGUUUUAAAUGUUAAUUAGUGCACUUAUGCUGAUGAAAUUUUUUGUGCAUAUUCUCUUUUAAGUAUAUAAAGGUUUUGUUUGCAACAUUUGUGUUGUUUCUCACGUGGCCAGAGCAUUUGGAUUCGGAAAUAGGAACAUACUUCUCCUGUUUCGCUUCAGUACAUGCCAGCAUCGCUGCGUGAAGUCUGAACAAGGGAAUGGUCUGAUACUAUCGUCAAGCAGAUGAGCACAACUCGGACAAAAUAUUGUCAUUAAUUUAUGCCUGUCUGGUUAAGUAUGCAUGGUUUUAUGGUGCCAACAUGAUGUGCAAUGUUGACUACAGUUUCGGUGUUUUUUGUUGUUUUAAAUUUGUUGGCACAAAAGAAAUGGACUGUUGUGUAGGUAGUGUGACACGGUGUUUCAGCCAAGCUAUUAUUUCUGAGUCUAAUAUUUUGUAAAGGUGAGGUAUUUGUUGAUUAUCUGUUGAAUUGCUUAUGACAGUUGGCAUGUCACGUGUAGGCUACCUGUAGUGACCAAUUUCUGUUUAUAAGUAAUUUUGUGAACUCUCAAUCCAAGGUUCUUGAAAGGAAAAAAAAAAAAAAAAAAAAAAAACACUCACCAUUUUGGUGCUAAAUGAUUAAAGUACCUACUUUUUUUUUACCAAACUGUAAAAAAUGGCAUAGGGAUCUAAAAUAUAUAUACAUACUUUAAAGUGGAAUUCUUUAAAGUGAGGUACUUCAUAAUGAGGUUUCACUGUAGCUGUAAAACAAAUGGAAACAUUCCUUACAACAUUUUUGGUGCUUUGUUAGUUUUAUGAGUCUUCAUUAGAUUUCUUGUAAUUGCAUUGCAGUUAAAUUUUAAAAUUCACUACAGUUAACUAAACAUAACUAUAACUUAGCUAGCAUUAACAUCUUUAAAAGGAUUUGUAAAAUAGGAAAUAUGUUUGUAAAUUCUACAAUACUAUUGUGCAUAUUGUUCAAUUAAUAAUGACUGGUGUAUUUGUAAAAGGCUUUUGUUUCCCCUGUAAAUUUCACGUGUAAAUAAAACUGUGUGUAAAAAAAAAUUGUUGUGGGCUGAUGAAGCUUGUACAGAUGACAAAAAAUUGUUUUAUUUGUCAUGUACAUACAUAUAUUAAUAUUUUUAUAGUGUUAUAUUUCAUGACUUUAAUAACGGGUAUCUGAUAUUUGUUUCAUCUUUGAAGUGUUUGCAUUUUCUGAUGGGGAAAAAUUUGUGUUUCAUAAUUGUUUUCCAAUGUAGUGUCGUAAGUAUGAAAUUAUUCAUUAAAUUGUACAACAGUGUUAGUAAUUUAGAUAUAUUUUUAAACAAACUUUAUGUUGUUUUUGAAAUUUAUCUUCACAUGUCGAUAGUACGGUUGACAUCUACCGUGUGUGUAAAUGUUGCAAAGGAAAAAAAAAAUAAAUAAAUACUUGGUCACUGAAACUAUGAAAAAAUUUGUUGUAGAUAUUGUGGACCAUACAGACACCAACACAUUCCUGUGUCGUGAUCUAUUGCCUGUUGGAGAUUGUUAGUUAAGUUAUGGUUGGUCUACAAAAGUGUGGCUUUUCUUAUCGCCAUUAAAUGUAACACAGACUCAGUGUCCCAAGGUGUUGCUGUUGGAUGUGAAAAUUUAUUGUCAGUAUAAAUACUUUCACCUGAGAUCAGCUCAGCAGCGUUAAUUUCCAUUCCUCCAACUCAGAUGUUCUUCUGAUAGGUAGGUUUUUUAUAACUAAGGAAUUGUCAGGAUGUCCACUUGCUGGAAAGUGUAGGAAAAGUCAGGGACUUUACUUGGAAUCCUGAAAAAGUCAUGCAAAUUUCUUAGUGGAGUAAUUUUAGAGGAAAAUUUCAUGCUCCAAUCUGCUAUCACCCAGAUGGUGUUUUAAUGCAUAGUCAUAGACACUAUAAAAUGGCAUGUGCAAGUAUCUGUUGAAUUUUAAUUUUAGUUGUGUAGUUUUUGGCCAGCUGUGGGAACGCUGGAGGCUGCAUUUUCAUUAUUUCAGAAAAUCAAUAACUCAAAAUAAAUUAUUUUAAAAAAUAUGUAGGGAAAUGUGAAAUUUUGGACAUGGAAAGUCAGGAACAUUUUAUUACAGAUUUUAUUUAAUUUUAAGAACACCCUGAGACAGAUUAUUAUUCUGCAAUAUAUUAAUUUCAUAAAAUUUUAGAAGCGAAAAACAUACAAACAUUGGUGAGCUUGGAAAUUGCCAUGUGUUGUGCAAGAUCAAAUUUUUUGGGGUUUAUGGUUUUGUUGUAAAAUAUGUACGAAUGCUGUUCAUUACAAUUUAAAUGAUAACCUGCCAAAAACAUAAAGUAACUGGCCUUAAACUGUGCAUGCUUACAGCAUGUAGUUUAGCGGCUGUUUGUGGAAAAAUAAGUUCCUUAUUCAAUGUGUUGGCAACAGUGUGAUGAUUGGAUUUUACAGUUUCUUAACUCGGUUACUUAUUAUGAGUACAUCUGAGUUAGAUUUUUGUAUUGGUAACAUACUGUCGCAGUUGUGUUAUGAAUGCAUAGAGGUGUGUCCACUUUAGGUUAAGGGUAGAUUUUAUGAUUGCUCCUAUUUAAAAAAGACCAGAUUGAUUGGUUUUAAUGUUAUUUUGAUUUCAGUUUUGAAUUGUAUGGUUGUGGUGCAUUUUGUUUGACAUAUUUUUAUAAUUACUGUCUCUUAGUGUAUAACAAAAAAUUUUUUUUUCCGAUACCAGGCUAGCUGUAUUUUUUGCAAGACAUGUUUAAUACUCAUCUGAGGAAUAUUUACUGAAAGCAAAAAAAAAAAAUUGCAAUUAAUCAUCUGUUGUUUGAUGGAUGCACCAGUCAUUUAAACAUUUUUUAAAGUUGGAUAGCAUACAUAUGUAUAUACAUACAUACAUACAAAUUUUCAGUUCAAGGAUAACAUUUGUGUUAUGUCUUAUUUAUUUGAAAAUUUUUUACUGUAUAUGUUGCAAUGAUAAAUAGUAAUCUUUCCAGCUUUAUUCUCUCACAACUCUGUCAAAUUUGUCCCUUUAUUUUGACUACUUAAAUGCACACACACCUUGGGGUUUUCUUGCAGGGCAACUGAUGACUAUUUAUGUGUUCAUUUUAAUUUUGGUUUUGUACACAUGUCUAAAAUGUAAAGAUGGGUCAAAUCCUAUUUUUACUCAAAUCCGAAUCUCAAAUUUGUUUCUCAAGACAGUUUAGAAUCAAAAUCUAGAUCUCAAGAGUCAGAAAUAAAAUAAUGUAUGAACAAAAAAAAUAUAUAGAAAUUUAAGUUUUUAAGAGACAUUAAACCCGUAAAAAAAUAUAAUAUGUUUAGGAUGUAAAUAGUUUCUUUUUGUAUAAAAUUGUUUUGAAAGUGCUAAACAAAAUCUCCAGAGCAUUGUAACUGGUGGCAUAGAAAAACAUUUUUUUAAAUAGGUUCUGUAGGAAUAAAUAACGUACUCCUUGUCAAUUUCACAGGAGCUAGCAUUUGCAGUUUUAACUUUUCCAUGCUCAAAAUUUUUUUAAAAACCAUUUUUCCUGAAUAUCAAAUAUUUCAAAUACAUACCUACUAAAUAUUUCAUGGUUUUUGAGGAUUUGAUUGGCUCAUCUCUAUUAAAAAGGCAGUACCUAAUAGUUAUAGCUGGUUUAUGCUUGUUUGUUUAAAAAAAUAAUCUUGGGAGUAUUUGCUCAUGUCACACAUUGCUUAGGCAAACAUAUCUUGUCUUGUUCGUAACCUCAGAUCUCCGAUAUACGUAAGAAGAAAGGAGGCAGGUAUGGACUGUGGUCUUGUUUUUGUUUUUUUGGUUGGUUGUACGUAUAAUUUUCUCUUGUUUUUUCUGCCAUGUUCCCACAGGUGUAUAAAUAUAUUUAUGUUAUUAAAAUGUGAUUUGUUGUUUUGCAAAGUGUGUGAAAUGGUUUUGUGUGUCUGAAAUUUUUUUUUAUAGAAAGACUAGUUUUUUUUUUCUUCUGAAAUUUACCUACUUGACUAGCAUGUUGUAAUUAAUAGGAAAUAAAGAAUUCACAAUUAUUA
This is a messenger RNA of Bacillus rossius redtenbacheri, 12565 nucleotides long. Its product is annotated as E3 ubiquitin-protein ligase MARCHF5. NCBI's taxonomy places the organism in Eukaryota, Metazoa, Arthropoda, Insecta, Phasmatodea, Bacillidae. Gene Ontology annotation, biological process: protein polyubiquitination; regulation of mitochondrial fission. Bases 491 to 1390 code for a protein of 299 amino acids. Gene Ontology annotation, molecular function: zinc ion binding; ubiquitin protein ligase activity. The record is from RefSeq and is a predicted model, not a curated record. The transcript is spliced from 8 exons. Gene Ontology annotation, cellular component: mitochondrial outer membrane.